AUGCAUUUCUCCGCAACGGCUUUGACGACGGUGCUCCUGGCCGCCUCGGUCAUGGCCAAUGGCAACAACCAGCAGCAGCAGAACAACAACCAACAGAACAACAACAAUAACAACAAGGCCAUCGCCAAUGCCGCCACCGCCAACAUCAACACCUUGAAGGCUAAUCUCGCCAAGGGUGCCAAGGGCGCCAAGGGCACCAACAGCUUCAACAAUACCGGCGGCGGCGCCACCGCGGUCACCGCCAACGCUGCCACGGCGGGUGGCCUCACCAACAACGCUGCCGCCGCGUCGGCCGCCUUGGCUGGAAACGGCGGCGGCCUCAAGCCUCUGCCGGGUCUGCAGACGGCACUUCCGGCGGGAAGCUCGCUGAAGCCGCUACCUAACCUGGCGGGUGCAACGGGAGCGACGGCGACAGCUGCAGCGGCUGCAGCAGCCGCAACAGCCGCAACCGGUGUGGCCAACGCCAACACGGCGGCCCUCAAGCCUCUUGGUGGCACGGCGGCGGUCGCUUCGGGUCCGCUGAAGCCGCUGGGCAGCGCGUCCGUCUCGGCGGCUCUCCAGUCGGUGCAGACGGCCGCGGCGGCGACUGCUGCUGCUGGUUCGACUGGUGCUGGCGUCAAAAUCAUUAGCGGUGCCAGCGCCAACGCCAACGCCAACGCGGCCACGGCUGCCGCCGUCGCCGGAACCGGUGUGGCCCCUCCUGCUAUCGGCACUGCUGCCGGUGGUGCGCUGACGCCUCUCGGAUCGACUGCCGCUGUUGCUGCCUCUGCGACCCCGGCUGCGGUUGUGGGCUCGUCUACUGGCUCGUCUGCCGGCUCGGCAGCUGGUGCUGCUGCUGCCGGAGCUGCUGCCGGAGCCGCUGUCGGUGCUGCUGGUGCCGCUGGUGCCGGAGCCGUGGCGGCCGCUGACACCGAAACGCUCAAGCCCCUGCCCGGUACGAUUGUCACCAGCGAUGCGACGCUCGACCCUCUGCCGACCGAGACGACGACGGAGAACAACGCGGGCGGUGCGACUCAGCAGAUGACGGGUGCGGCCGAGACGACGACAUCCUCCUCGACUGGCGUCGCUGGCGAGACCGGCGCGGCCGGCAGCGGUGUGUCGACCAUGGUGAUGACGACCAACGGACAGACCAUCACGAUGACAAUGACGGGCUCGAUGACCAUGGCGACGGCCAAGACAACGGCAACGGCGACGGGCCAGGGCAGCAGCACCAGCAGCGGCACCGUGUCUACGAGUGGUGCGGCACCGGCCGCGGCGCUGAUGAUGGCUGGCUCGGCCGGGUCGGUGGUUGUGGCACUGGGUGCGGCCGUUGUAGGCCUGGCGGUGAUGCUGAUGUAA
This is a messenger RNA of Sporothrix schenckii 1099-18, 1338 nucleotides long. RefSeq lists its product as uncharacterized. Lineage: Eukaryota; Fungi; Ascomycota; Sordariomycetes; Ophiostomatales; Ophiostomataceae. The transcript has a single exon. The record is from RefSeq and is a predicted model, not a curated record. Bases 1 to 1338 code for a protein of 445 amino acids.